Molecule: messenger RNA, 2628 nt
Organism: Agrilus planipennis (emerald ash borer)
Lineage: Eukaryota; Metazoa; Arthropoda; Insecta; Coleoptera; Buprestidae
Product: short transient receptor potential channel 5-like
Exons: 1
Coding region: 54-2594 (846 amino acids)
Biological process (GO): manganese ion transport; calcium ion transmembrane transport; regulation of cytosolic calcium ion concentration
Cellular component (GO): cation channel complex; membrane
Molecular function (GO): store-operated calcium channel activity; protein binding; inositol 1,4,5 trisphosphate binding
Source: RefSeq, a predicted model, not a curated record
UAACGAUUAACCUAAUAUGUAUUCCAAUUUUUUUUAACCGUAUUAAUUUUGUAAUGCGAAGAUUGAUAAAAAAACUUGGGUGUAACAGCACAUCCACUUCAGGAACUGAUGAUGGAACAAAAGGUGCCGCCCAUCAAGCGACGCCCGCCGUGGCAAAGAAGAAUGUGAAAAUACAAAGCAACAUAAAGACAACAGCAAAUAAAUGUCAGAAAGGAACAUCAAUACCUACUCCACCCGCCAUAGCAACAUCUACAUGUACCUCGUCUGACAGCGAAAAGCAACCAAAAGCAGGUAUGUUAAAGUGUAGAAGGAGUAAAUACAAAAAACUUAAUGAAGAAGGGUACGAAACGUUGGAACCCUCACAAAAUAUUUUAUUACCACACUUACAAGAAAAUGAGAAGAAAUUCUUAGAGGCUGUUGAUUCUGGAGAUACAAAAGAAGCACAUAAGCAUCUUGCUUCUGGAGUAAACGUAAACUGUAUCAAUUUUCAAGGUAUAACUGCCCUUCAUAUAGCUGUCCAAAAUGAAGAUUACGAAAUGGUGGAAUUCUUAUUAAAAGAAAAGGACAUAGAAAUUGGCGAUUCCGUUCUUAUAGCGAUAAGAGAUAAUUACAUAGACAUAGUGAAAAUGCUACUAGAUAAAUUGAAGAAAACGUCUCCAGGUUUGGAGUUCGCUGGAGCCACGCACAGUUCAGAUUUUGCGGAUCACAUCACACCACUUGUUUUAGCCGCUCAGUGUGGUCAUUAUGAAAUUAUCGAAAUGCUGAUAGAGAGAGGUCACAAAAUAGCAAAACCACAUCCUCCUAAUUGUAUGUGUACUCAAUGCAAAGACCGUUUGAAGCAUGACGAUCUGUUACAUUCGGAAACAUUGCGACUGAAUUUGUACAGGGCCGUUUCUAAUCCCGCAUAUAUUUGUCACUCUACGCAGGAUCCAAUUUUGGCUGCUUUUCAUUUAUCAAGGGAACUUAAAAAAUGCGCGUUUAUCGUGAGAGCGUUUAGGGCAGCCUACACUCAACUAGCAGAAGAAAUAAGUUUAUUUGCGGUCGAACUUAUUGGCCACUGCAGAAGUACAGCGGAAAUGGAAUUGAUUUUACGUCAAAAGAAUGGACUGAAUGAACCGACUUCUUUUAAGUUUCCAAGGAUAAUAUUAGCUGUGGAUUAUAAACAAAUAGAAUUUAUAGCACACCCCAAUACUCAACAAAUUAUUGAAUCUGUGUGGCAUGGGAAUUGGUACGAAUGGAGAGUAAAACCUGUGUACUUAAAAGUCGUCUAUCCUUUCUACAGGAUCAUCAUUUUACCGAUAAUCGCUGUAAUGUGCUUGGUGGUGCCAAAAAAUACGUGGGUCAUCCACUGGCAGAUUCCUCUAAACCGAAUGAUCAGUCACGUUUCCUCAUAUUUAAUUUUCCUAACAAUACUAUUUUUCGAAUCUAAUUUAAACAAAAAUACGCAAAAAAGAGGACCUCCUUUCUCCGGAUUGGAACCAGUAAUCCUUAUCUACGUCAUCGGCUACAGUUACAGCUGCAUAAGAAUGUGCGCCGUGAGAGGACCAAAAAGAUUUUUCAAGUCCCUUUGGGGAUGGUACGAUGUUAUAUGCAAUUUUUUCUUUAUUUUAACUUUCACAUUUUGGCUUGUUGCCUAUGUAGACGUUAUAAAUAACGGAGACGCUAAUCUGGAAAGGAAAUUCUGGAAUAGCCUCGAUCCUACUCUUAUAGCAGAAGGGACGUUCGCAAUAGCAACGAUAAUGGCUUGGUGUAAACUUCUUUACCUCUGCAGAUUGAAUAUUUAUCUAGGACCACUACAAAUCGUUCUAGGAAAAAUGAAUUUAGACGUUGCCAAAUACAUAUCAAUUUUUGUAAUCAUAAUGAUCUCAUUUACAGUCGGAAUGUGCAAAUUUUAUCAGUAUUAUGACGGAAUGGUACAAGUAGAUGACACGUAUGAAAUCAAAACGGAACAAGUAUCAUCUUUUGUAGACUUUACGUCAACCCUCAAGACGUUUUUUUGGGCUCUGUUUUGUAUGGCUCCAUUAGAGUCCGCUGAUGUUAUCAUAGAGAAUCUUCCAGGACCAGAAAAAGGUGUUACAGUUACAAACAGACAUUCUUUUACGGAAGCAAUAGGCUAUAUAGCGUUCGCGGUUUUUGAAUUUUUAACCGUAAUAGUUAUUUUAAACAUGCUAAUUGCUACCAUGUCGCACACUUUCCAAACAAUUACUGAUAACGUGGAUAUCGAAUGGACCUUUGGAAAAACCGAAUUUUAUUUGGAUUACAUGUAUCAAACCACAUUACCACCGCCGUUUAAUUUAAUACCAACAGGAAGUGGCAUAUUAUCAGCAUUGGAAUGGUUUCGCUUAAUACGAUCUAAAGGGAAAGAUUCCAAAAAAGCUGGAUUUAGUUUUUCCCAUUGCUGUUACAUUGAAUAUGGCAUGGACCAAAAAGUUAUUGAAGAGUUUCCUGUUUUAAUGAGCCAAUUGGUACAACGGUAUUUCAGAGAGAAGUCCUCUGGCACGGAAACUGCAGAAACCGAUUUAGAACUGAUAAGAAAAGAAUUGUUAGACAUAAAAAAACGGGUUGGUAAACGAGCAAGUACAAUUUUACAUUAAGAUAAUUUAUUACUACUUAUAUACCUUAUUAUGU